Messenger RNA from Colossoma macropomum (tambaqui), 588 nucleotides. It is a transcript of the gene smim15, whose product is annotated as small integral membrane protein 15. The record is from RefSeq and is a predicted model, not a curated record. NCBI's taxonomy places the organism in Eukaryota, Metazoa, Chordata, Actinopteri, Characiformes, Serrasalmidae. Bases 29 to 253 code for a protein of 74 amino acids. The transcript has a single exon.
UUCAUUGGACGUCGGCACUUAUCAGAAGAUGAUUGAUAUCAAAGCCUGGGCAGAGUAUGUAGUGGAGUGGGCAGCUAAAGACCCAUAUGGCUUCCUCACUACAGUCAUUCUGGCCUUGACUCCACUGUUCAUCGCUAGUGCUCUGCUUUCCUGGAAACUUGCGAAGAUGAUUGAGGCCAGGGACCGUGAGCAGAAAAAGAAGCAAAAGCGACAGGAGAACAUAGCAAAGGCCAAGAGAGCCAAGAAGGAUUGAACUGAAAUGUCAUGGGAUGCAGAGGGAUCAAUUUAUGUGUUCCCGUGUCUAACAAGGCCCCACUCUCAGCUGUGUCAGAGCCCAGUCCAGCUCUUGCGGGGCCGGGGUGAAACAGGGCUUAACAGCAGCAUUAUCAAGUGCUUGGAGAGUGCAUGUCGUGUGGGCUGAUUAAUCGAGUACUCAAUGGCAGGACUGCAGAGUUUUUCUGGAAAUUAUCCAUACUUUGAAAAAUUCACUACAGUAUCAUACUAUGAUUGCAGCACUCAGCAUUCCAGUUAUUUUUCUGAUGUUUUUCCACCUCCAAUCCACUGAAGUUUUUUUUUAUUAUUAAUUUU